Messenger RNA from Hibiscus syriacus, 345 nucleotides. RefSeq lists its product as uncharacterized. The record is from RefSeq and is a predicted model, not a curated record. The transcript has a single exon. Bases 1 to 345 code for a protein of 114 amino acids. NCBI's taxonomy places the organism in Eukaryota, Viridiplantae, Streptophyta, Magnoliopsida, Malvales, Malvaceae.
AUGGGGAACUGUAUUAGGCGGCAAAAGGCGUCUCGGGUUAAUGAUAAUGAUGAUGACUGGGGAUCUUUGCUGUCCAUUUACAGAGAAAGGGAAGGAGAUAACGGUGGGGGUACGAGCACGGUGGAGAAGGAGAUGUUGCUCAGCCGCAAGCGGGAUACAAACACGUCUACUAGAGAGAUGAAGAUAACUAUUUCGAAGAAGGAGCUGGAGGUAUUGGCGCAGCAGGUGGAAAUGCAGGGCUUGACACUUAGACAAGUCCUGGCCAAUAUGGUUAACGGUGACGACGGGGAGGAGCAGCCUCGGCCGUGGAAGCCGGAGUUACAAAGCAUUCCCGAGGUGAACUAG